Molecule: messenger RNA, 1843 nt
Organism: Ochlerotatus camptorhynchus
Lineage: Eukaryota; Metazoa; Arthropoda; Insecta; Diptera; Culicidae
Product: glutaminyl-peptide cyclotransferase-like
Exons: 4
Coding region: 574-1644 (356 amino acids)
Molecular function (GO): glutaminyl-peptide cyclotransferase activity; zinc ion binding
Source: RefSeq, a predicted model, not a curated record
AGAUAGUAUCGUGCACUACAGUAUUAUAACGUGUAAGCUCUGAAAGUGCACACGGAGCCUCUCCCAUUUAUUCGUCGAUCGGACGUCAUCGUGACUAGACGCGGCAUUAUUGGUUGCAGUGAGUCACCUCGACUUGGCCACGAGAUACCUUUCUGCGGCAAAGAGCAAACAACAACAUCGGAAAGCGGUCUUUCCGCGAACAAUAUUUACGUUGUCCCACAGUAGUGUUGUCGAACAGAACCCUUUCACUGCUGAUAACAAGUUCUGUAGCGACGGAAGUGUGCGCCUUGUCAAAAGUACAAACUCACAUCACUGCCCGAAGUAGGUACCUGCGAAAGAAAUUGUUGUAUCCAUCCUGUGAAUAAAGUCGUGUGUGAUAUGUCGUGAUACCACCAUCGAAGCUGGAAGAAAAUCUUAAAACGUGUGUUCAUGCAUAAUUCAUAGUGGUGUAGUUCUGCUUGUCUUUGAUAAAAAAAAAUCAAUUUUUAACAGUUCACUGAGUGCAAAACAAGUCAUCUCGCGUGGCUUAUGUAAGGCAGUAAACAGUGAACCCAAUAACCACACUCACACACGAUGUGGUACCGAAGAUCGUCGACGUCGAGUUUCUUACGCUUGUCGCUGGUGCUGGCACUCGUGGCGACCUUCACACAGUGGCCAAUUCAACAGGUCAACGCCCAAUUCACCGUGGACCAGAUGCGAGUGGUGUCCAAGUCGAACAAUGACACCCACUUUCGCCAGACUUUGAAGAAAAUUCUGAAACCACGCAUCGUCGGCACGGCCACCCACGACGAGGUCAAGCGCUACCUCGUCGACCAGCUGAAGGAACUACAGUUUACCGUAGAACUGGACGAGUUCAAUGAUAACACUCCGCACUUUGGAAGACUGAAAUUUUCCAACAUUAUUGGAAAGUUGAAUCCGGCCGCGGACAAAUACCUAACCCUCGCCUGCCAUUAUGAUAGUAAAUACUUCCGAGAGCACGCUUUCGUUGGAGCAGUGGAUUCGGCCGUUCCUUGUGCGAUGAUGCUAAAUCUGGCAAAAACUACCGAAUCGGCACUGGCACUACUCAAGAACAACACCGAUCUCAGCCUGAUGUUGGUUUUCUUUGACGGGGAGGAAGCCUUCAGGAAGUGGUCGGCGACGGAUUCCCUGUAUGGAUCGCGACAUUUGGCCACCAAGUGGACCACAAUGCCCUACGUCUCGCCAACAUUGGGGAAAUCGAUGCGAGAAAUUGACAGAAUUCAACUGAUGGUCUUACUGGAUUUGAUCGGAGGAGAGAAUCCCAAGUUUUACAAUUUCUUUGAUAAUACCAAAAACUACCACCGAAGGUUGAGUAGCAUAGAAUCGAACCUGAGGAAGAACAGACUUUUGCUGAAGGAUCCCAAGAGUAGUGAGAUGUUCGUUGAUCGGUCUUCGUUCAGUAGGAUCGAGGAUGAUCAUUUGCCGUUUUUGAAGAGAAAUAUUCCAAUACUUCACCUUAUACCGGUUCCAUUCCCCAAACACUGGCACAAACCGGAAGACAGUGAGGAGAAUGUCAAUCUCAGGACUGUGGGCAACAUCAAUAUGGUCCUGCGAGUGUUUACGUUGGAAUAUCUAACGUACUGCAACAGUAAAUACGGGAAACCACUCAGUUCCUGUUUGGAAUAGUAUUAUUAUACAUAACGACUAGCACCAUAGCAUCUACCAUUGCAAACUUAAUUAGCUUUAUUCUUGUGAGCUACAAAACUGAAAACAAAGUUGAAUGUUGGGUGUGACUGUUGCUGCUUUUGAAAACCACCCCGAGGGAAUUAACUAUUUAUAAACAAGGCAUUUUUCCAGAUCGUAUGAACGAAUAAAGACAUUUUAU